This is a messenger RNA of Orbicella faveolata, 3249 nucleotides long. RefSeq names its product neuropeptide FF receptor 1-like. Gene Ontology annotation, molecular function: G protein-coupled receptor activity. NCBI's taxonomy places the organism in Eukaryota, Metazoa, Cnidaria, Anthozoa, Scleractinia, Merulinidae. The record is from RefSeq and is a predicted model, not a curated record. Gene Ontology annotation, cellular component: plasma membrane. Gene Ontology annotation, biological process: G protein-coupled receptor signaling pathway.
CCCCUGACCCUAACGGAAAUACGUGCACCUCAUAAAACCACUGCACUUUUAAUAACGAACAAAAAUGGAAACUUAACCGUGACAAUUACACCUUUGGUAAUUAACUGUCGCGGAUUAAUGCUUUGUCCUGUGUCCGGUAUCAUAAGGUGAGAAUUGAAUAGAAUCCAGAUAACAAGGAAGUGACUCUUCUCACGUACACUCCUGCAGGCUAGUUUAUAACUUAUGUUAACCAACGAGAAAUUCUUUCAACACAUCGGCUCCAUAAAUAAAUAGCACUAGUUGCUCUGUUUAAUUUGCUGCAAAAAAAUUGAGAACUCUGACUUCGAAUUCGAUGGCGCCAAAGAAAGUCUCACAGGUUAUCUUCUCGAAGAAUCACAAAGAAGUAUAUCACUGUGAUAAAGAAAGAGUUUCCUUGACGGUGAAGUUUGGCUGUUAAUGGAUCUGCUGUCUAUAAGCUGUUUCAGACUUUAAAUACUUCGUGAAAGAGCAGGUGAAGUCGCAUAAACUGGAAAAUCACUGGACCAACAUUUUAACAAUUAAACAAGCACUGGAUAUCAAUUUGUUAUCACAGGCAACGUCAGCGAAAGCUCCCCUUCCAAAAGUCCACGCCGUCAAAAUUUGUCAUAGGCAGCGUCAGCGAAAGUUCGCUUUACAAAAGUCCACAUCAGAGUCAAAGUUGUCCUUACAUGGAAGCAAUAUUUACAAACACUAUGGUACAUAUAAACUUCAGAGGAAAUUCUUCGAAUGAUUUGCAGAACUCGACGUCAGUCACCUUAUCGUCAACCGAGAGUGCCAAGUUUAAAAUCGUCAAACUGUUCUUUUAUGCAAUCAUAUUCCUUAUCAGCGUUAUUGGCAACACUCUUGUCUGCAUUGUAAUAGUUAGAAGGCAUCGAAUGCGUACCGUGACAAAUUGCUUCAUAUUAAAUCUGGCAGUGGCCGAUCUCGCCAUUACUUGUAUUUGCAUUCCAUUCGAUAUCCCAGUCCAAGAAAACAACUACAAAUGGCCGUAUGGAAGUCUUCUUUGCAAGCUUCUUUACCCUCUUCAGACAAUGGCUAUGUUCGCGUCAAUCUUCACCCUGAUGGCCGUUAGCCUAAACCGCUAUUGGGCCAUUGUCUACCCUUUGCAAAACCAAAUGUCAAAGAGGCAUGCAAAGGGAUUCAUCUCUGUAAUAUGGCUUUUAUCGGCCUUGGUCACGCUUCCUUACAUCUUAGUGCUGCGACUUGACGAAGAGACGGUGAGCUGCGAAGAACACUGGCCUGUGAAUGUUAAUUACAGAAAGGCGUACACACUGUCACUUUUCCUGGUUCAGUACGUGGUCCCUUUGACAGUAAUCACAUUGGUCUACUUGAAAAUUGCACGUGAGAUGCGCAAAUGUAUUAAAAAGAGGAAGACAUCUUGUAUUAACAGAGACCUCAGCAAAUCUCAUCAGAUCGAGAGGAAGCGAGUUGUACGCAUGCUAAUUGUUGUAACAGCUCUCUUUGCAGUUUGCGUUCUGCCUAAUAACAUUAUGUGGUUAUGGCUAGACUUUGGCAAUGGUGAAGAAUACGAACAUUUUUGGGACGUGGUCGCGGUCACCAAUAUUAUCCUGUUCGCUAACAGUGCUGCGAAUCCAAUAGCCUACACGAUAUGCCACGAUAAUUUUCGGGAGGAAUUCCGACAUUAUGUCUCGUGCGACCGUAAUAUUUUUAAAUCAAUACUGGAACGGUCUUCGUUUUCGAGAGCCCAACGCGCAAGUUAUUACACCACUACAUGGACUCGAAUAAGCUCGAUGAAAGGAAGAGAAUUAAAGAAAAUGAUGAAAAACGCACCAGAAACCGAUGUAUAACCCUUAACUCUCGAGGACUAAUCCAAAAUACAGUGUAACCAAAAUCAAGAAAACUACCACAAGAAUAUGUGAUUUGAAGCACAUUCUCAAAAAUAACUUGUGCCAAUCAGGGCCCGCAUGUUUAGAGCACGAUUUACUUAAUUCAGGAAUAGCUUUUAUUUCGAAUUGUAUUUAGCUCUUUGGGGUUUUGCUGAUAUUUUCUGUCUCCUAGUUUUAUACGUCAAUUUUUCUUCAACUUGGGAAACACUAUUGCACGUCCUCAUGUAGAUAUAUGUACAAAAAGAAAAUCCUCCAUCAACUUUUCAUCCUAAAUUAGUUUUAACCAUCUUUUCAACAAGUGUACCUAGUGCAGAAAUUUAUUUAUACGAGCUCCUUGAGACACAGACGUCCGAAUGUAAGACUAAAACUAAAAUGUCUCGAUCGACGUGUUAGAGGGAUGUAAUGGUCUGCUCGUUGCUUGAAAAGUAAGACAGACUAAGUUCCUUUGACAAUUAACAUGUUGAUAAGCAGAAUGCCCAUCUUUCCACAUAAUUGUAAGGCGAGAAUUUUAGAGCUAUAGAGAUGGUGAUCUUUUGGUUAUCAUCGAUUUUUUUGUUGUUACUUCUUUCUUAUUUAUUUAGUCACAGUAAGAAAACAAAACAAAACAAAAACUACGAGCCUACAAACUUACAAACAACUUACAAACCACGGAUUGGCGUGUAAGACGGAAUUGAGUCCCCAAACUUUGUCACAGGGAAGCCACUUCUAAACUAUUUUAGAAAAUGCAAAAUCUAGUGCAUCUCGAGUUACGUUUUUCAUUUAAAGCGAUAUUUGAACUUUUGCCCUUGGAGAAGCCCUCAAACCAUUGUUAUUAUGCAAAUUUACCGUCCUAAUCAACAUUACGAGAAAGUUCGUUUUUUGCAACUUUCCCGACAAAAAUAACACCUGCACAUAGAUUCCACUGUGAAAAUGUUAUUUGAAAGAAACCGUAAAGCUUCCUCUGUCAUUCUGGGAAAUGAAAUUUGGGGAAAUUCAAUCUGUGACUUCUGAACACAUGUACAGUAUUCCCAUGAAGCGUUAUGGCCUUUGAACUUACGGUUAUCUUCAGUGCUUUUCGUAUGCUGCAAGGUGGUCAAUGCUCUCAUUAAAACAAAAUAUGCCACAAAAGAAAGGUUUUCUUACCAGAUUUUAAGAUAUAUAGCUUACCAUCCACUUGUAUGGCUCGAUUUGCGCAGCAGCACUGGAUGUGAUGGCGUGACGAUCAUUCACAAGUAGCUUUUCUUGGAUCAACUUGGCCAGAAAGCAUUUAUCUUAUGACAACACAGUGUAUUGAGACUCUUUGAUAAAGUCUUUCAAAAUAAGUCAAAAUGACUUUCGUUUUUGGAGUUUUGGAACACUCAGUGCGGUACAUGGAAAACCCGUAUCCGAUAUUUGUGUGCCGCCG